Messenger RNA from Rhododendron vialii, 1166 nucleotides. RefSeq lists its product as uncharacterized. The transcript has 7 exons. The record is from RefSeq and is a predicted model, not a curated record. Lineage: Eukaryota; Viridiplantae; Streptophyta; Magnoliopsida; Ericales; Ericaceae. The coding region runs from base 225 to 1025 and encodes 266 amino acids.
ACUCCGUAUUUUCAACCUUGGCCAGCCACUUGCACCUACCCAUCACCUUGAACAUUUUUUCCCGAUGCAAGAAAACUGAUGUGAUUAUCCAAAAGUAGUACUAGUAAAAACAAAACACAACGCCCCCUUCUCAUUUCUCAACCUCUUCAUCGCCUUUAUCAAAAGAAAAACCUCUGCGUCGCCCCCUCUUCAUUGCCACCACCAUCCAUACCCACCGCGGGAGAAUGGAAAGAGGGGAGGAUUUGAGCAGCUUUGUAGUUGGGUCUGUGCCCACUUUGUAUUACAUUCCCGAUUUCAUCACAGAUGCCGAUCAACAACAGCUCCUUAAUAACAUUUACCAAGGUCCCGUAUCCAAGUGGAAGUCUUUGAAGAAUAGGAGACUACAGAACUGGGGUGGUGUUGUCCAUGAUAAGGGUCUUCUGGCCCAAGAUUUGCCUCCAUGGAUAAGAAAGAUUACAGAAAGAAUAUCUGAUGAAUCAUGCCUGUUCCCCUCAGCAAUUAAUCAUGUGCUCAUCAAUGAAUACUGCCCUAACCAAGGAAUAAUGCCACAUCAGGAUGGGCCUGCCUAUCUUCCAGUAGUGGCAAUUCUGUCUCUUGGCUCACCUGUGGUUAUGGAUUUUACACCCCACUCAAGUUUGAAACUUUGCACAAAUACGGUGAUAAAGGAAGUUGAGGAUAAAUUUCUUGAUGGAGGAGCUGGUGACUUUGAAACUGAAAAAGGGUUGAAUGGUCACCAUGCUUUCUCAGUCCUAUUGAUGCCUCGCAGUUUACUUAUUUUCAAAGAUGAGGCAUACUCAGAUUACUUGCACGGCAUUAAAGAUAGUGCGGUCCAACAAUACGAUGGGGUUGUGAAUGCUGUUGAAUGUCUGAAAAGUCAUGUAGCAAUUCAACCACUGUCCGGACCAGAAAAUGCAUUUGACACGAAGAGAAGUGGAGAUGUUCAGACAAUCCACAGACUUGAAAACAGAGUUUCAUUAACAUGUCGAGUUGUAUCAAGGGUUCACAAAAAUUUGUUUAAGUUUUAGAAUCCUGGCGGGCGUGGUUGGUCUCAGUUAAUUGCUUGAGAAUGAGAAUGCAAUAAAUGUUGGCACAUUUUGAGGCGCUUAGUUGUUUGAGGAUGUUAUGGAAAGGCAUUUUACAUUUUCAUGCAAGUGAUGUUUCUGAUA